AUGACUUCUUCCUACGAGGUCUCGGAUGACGGCGUGCUAGGAUGUCAGGCCGAAGCACCUUACCCCUACAUUGUGGAGUGUAGAGAUUGCCUGAUACCUGAACCUAAAUCCAGUUACCCCACGUUUCCUGAACCUAAAUCCUGUUACCCCGCGUUUCCUGAGAACUAUCGCCUUCCUGUUUCAUCUGUAUCCCUGUCUAUGUCUGAGAACCGUGUGACAUCUUCCCAUACAACUCGUCGAAAUCCCGGAGAAACGAUUCCCCGAGUCGAUAACCCAGAACGAAUCAUAUUCCCAACUCGAACUGCUCCUGCUCCGUUAUCUUGCACGCCGAUUCGACCGACUUCGGCUCCACCGAUUCUACCUUUGGUCGAAUCCACCGGUUCAGCGCCGCUGAUAGUACAACAGUGGGAUUCUAUCGUGAAUCCAUCCAAUCCUCACGGUUACCCGAUCAUUGAAGCCCGCUGGCCAUCUGACUCGAUUGCACUGGAUCAACUCUCAGACGAUUCUGUAGCGAUCGAAAACACCAGCAACCUCCUUACUUCCGGACUUCGCCAUCCUCGGCGUAGUAUUCCUGGUAACUUCGAUCCUCACGUUUCCUUCAUCAGUUCGGGAGAUCAGACCAUCCAGAACAAAAUGGAACAUCAUCCGUCGACCUCUGCACCUCCUGAGGUUGAUGUCAGUGCUGAGUUUGCACGCAUGAAACUCGACAACGACGGGUUACGAUCUGAUAACGACGGUCUUCGAAAGGAAAUUAGCGAGAUUCGGGGUUUACUGCAAAACUUUUUGCGCAGCCAACGACCAUCGGACGAUGACGUUACUCGCCAUGUCAACUCUGGAGAUGAGGCUUCGACUCAGAGACCGCCUCACCGCGACAUCGAUAGGGAGGCAACUCCUCAAAUGUUCACAUCCACCCCUGCAGGGCCUCGUCAAAACCUUUUCAACGUGCCGCCCUCUUUGCCUUCGGUCGCAGAAACUCCAGUGACGGCGGCUCCCGUUAUGGCCGACUUGUCGAAAUUCCGUGCUACUGAUUGGCCCCAAUACAAGGGGAAGUUCGGCGACGUUGCUGCAUUCCGCAUGUGGCAAUAUCAGAUGGAAACCACUUUCCGCGUGAAGCAGAUUGACAGACCCGAAGAUCGAUUCCGCAUACUCCCACUUGUCUUAGCGAACGAUCCAGCCUCAUCAUGGUGUCGACGAUCUGAAAGGAAUUUUGAAGGUAAAUCUUGGGAAGCGGUGAUGUUGGAGAUGCAAGGGGUAGUCUUACCGGUGGGCUGGGAUGAAGCGGCUCGGGAGCGGUUACGAGAACUCACGAUGAAAUCAAAUGAAUCCGUGACCGCUUACUGCGCUCGUGCUAGGGUGAUACAAGAAGAGAUAGGGGUAGAUGAGUGUGGUGAUGAAGCUUUGGCGAAUGCAGUCGUGGGGGGUACUUCGGGUCCUUUCAAAGCUUGGCUGAAAAUGGAGCAUGUGGUGAGAAACAGUCUCGACCCGAUGACCAAACGGUUCUCAUUCCCGAUCUUCGAGGAGCGAUUGGGAGCUAUCUGGAUCCUCACGCAAGCCUUUGAUAGCAGUAAUGCAGCGAAGUCGCGUCCCUCUGGUAAUAUUUCGGGUGGAUCGUCAGGCACUCCUUCAAUUGGGCAAUCUCGUUUCAUAGGUGGAACUUCCGGUAACCCUCCCGCUUCGAACCGUCCCGCCUUAUCGUCUGAAGAGACCCAAGCUCGUAAUGUGCGUUUUGGCGCUUAUAUGCGUUCGAUUGGCCUAUGUCCUCGUUGCAAGACACCGUGCAGAAAAUGGUUAGGGGGCUGCGAUGCCAAACCGAAUCCGGCCUUCUUCUCGGUGCCUAUGGACUUCCCACGGGCUCCGCCUUAUCCACCGGCGAAGGCUUCGGCGACGGCUACCAGUACCAAAACAUCGACACCUUCGGGCAUCCCUCGUCCAGCUAAGCGAGUUGAGGUGGCAGCAGUCGAGACUGUACCAAAUGAAGUGGAUGUAGCGGCGAUAGUUGAUGGACAAAUUGACGGGUGA
Molecule: messenger RNA, 2019 nt
Organism: Melampsora larici-populina 98AG31
Lineage: Eukaryota; Fungi; Basidiomycota; Pucciniomycetes; Pucciniales; Melampsoraceae
Exons: 4
Coding region: 1-2019 (672 amino acids)
Source: RefSeq, a predicted model, not a curated record